AGCCCUUCAGCUGGAAGGCCGCAGACAGGCCCCGGGACCCAGAGCAGGGGCUUGUGACGGACGGAUCCAGCGACUGAGUCCAGCGUGGGUAGCGACGCUGCUAACGUGUGGGCUUCUCUAGCGGCGAUGGGCAUCUCUGCUCCCUCGUCUCCGCCUCCUCCCUGAAGAUACCGCUGGGCUGGACUUGUUGCUGUCUGUCCUUCUGCAAACGUUUAGCGAUACUCCGUAGAUGGAGUAUCGGCCCCGUGUCUGUCAAGUCAAGUGAUGGAUGCUCUCCUGGAAGGUGUCUAUCCUGUCAUCCUUUGAGAGCCGUCUCAUGAAGCUGGAGAACUCCAUCAUCCCUGUACACAAGCAAACGGAGACUCUGCAGAGGCUGCAGGAGAAUGUGGAAAAGACAUUAUCCUGUCUGGACCAUGUCAUCAGCUAUUACCAUGUAGCCAGUGACACUGAGAAGGUCAUCAGAGAAGGCCCCACAGGUAGGCUGGAAGAAUACCUGGGAAGCAUGGCCAAAAUCCAGAAGGCUGUGGAAUAUUUUCAGGACAAUAGCCCAGACAGUCCAGAGCUCAACAAAGUGAAGCUACUGUUUGAGAGAGGGAAGGAGUCGCUGGAGUCUGAGUUCCGCAGUCUGAUGACCCGGCACAGCAAGGUCGUCUCCCCUGUGCUCAUCCUGGACCUGAUCAGUGGGGAUGAUGAACUGGAGGUCCAGGAAGAAGGGACCCUGGAGCACCUGCCUGAAAGUGUACUCCAGGAUGUGGUCCGCAUCUCCCGCUGGCUGGUGGAGUACGGCCGGAACCAAGACUUCAUGAAUGUCUACUACCAGAUCCGUUCCAGCCAGCUGGACCGCUCCAUCAAAGGCCUAAAGGAGCAUUUUCGCAGAAGCAGUUCUUCCUCUGGGGUUCCCUACUCCCCUGCCGUCCCCAACAAGAGGAAAGAUACACCCACCAAGAAGCCCGUCAAGCGACCAGGGACGAUCCGUAAAGCUCAGAACCUUCUGAAACAGUAUUCCCAGCAUGGUCUAGAUGGGAAAAAGGGGGGCUCUAACCUCAUUCCUCUGGAAGGGAGAGAUGACAUGCUGGAUGUGGAGACUGAUGCCUACAUUCACUGUGUCAGCGCCUUUGUCAAGCUGGCCCAGAGUGAAUACCAGCUGCUGAUGGACAUCAUCCCUGAGCACCAUCAGAAGAGAACCUUCGACUCCUUGAUUCAGGAUGCACUGGAUGGGCUGAUGCUUGAAGGGGAGAGCAUCGUGUCUGCUGCCAGGAAAGCCAUCAUCCGCCAUGACUUCUCCACAGUGCUCACAGUCUUCCCCAUCCUGCGGCACCUCAAGCAGACCAAGCCUGAGUUUGACCAGGUGCUCCAGGGCACAGCAGCCAGCACCAAGAACAAGCUGCCUGGCCUCAUCACCUCCAUGGAGACCAUUGGAGCCAAAGCACUAGAAGACUUUGCCGACAACAUUAAGAAUGAUCCAGACAAAGAAUACAACAUGCCCAAGGACGGCACUGUUCAUGAGCUCACAAGCAAUGCCAUCCUUUUCCUGCAGCAGCUUCUGGACUUCCAGGAAACAGCAGGUGCCAUGCUGGCCUCCCAAGUUCUUGGGGACACAUACAAUAUUCCUUUAGACCCCCGAGAAACCAGCUCUUCGGCUACCAGCUACAGCUCCGAGUUCAGCAAGCGCCUGCUGAGCACCUAUAUCUGCAAAGUCUUGGGCAACCUGCAGCUGAACUUGCUGAGCAAGUCCAAGGUGUAUGAGGAUCCAGCAUUAAGCGCUAUCUUCCUACAUAACAAUUACAACUACAUCCUCAAGUCCCUGGAGAAGUCUGAGCUGAUCCAGCUGGUGGCUGUGACCCAGAGGACUGCUGAGCGUUCCUACCAGGAGCACAUCGAGCAGCAGAUCCAGACCUAUCAACGCAGCUGGUUAAAGGUGACUGAUUAUAUCGCAGAGAAGAAUCUACCAGUGUUCCAGCCUGGUGUCAAGCUCCGGGACAAGGAGCGGCAGAUGAUUAAGGAACGUUUCAAGGGAUUCAAUGAUGGCCUUGAAGAGCUGUGCAAGAUUCAGAAGGCCUGGGCCAUUCCGGACACAGAGCAGAGGGACAAGAUUCGACAGGCUCAGAAAAACAUCGUCAAGGAGACCUAUGGGGCCUUUCUGCACAGGUAUGGCAGCGUGCCCUUCACCAAGAACCCUGAGAAGUACAUCAAGUACCGUGUGGAACAGGUGGGCGACAUGAUCGAUCGCCUUUUCGACACCUCUGCCUAAGCCUGCCAGUGUUCUGCCUGGUUCCACCAGACUCACAUGUUGUUGGACUGAUAAACAAGUGUUAACAUACCUCCAGGCCAGGUGAGUUUGAAGUCCUUUGCAACAGAGACCUUUGUGCCCCACCCAGGAGCCCUGACCCCGGUGUUGACAUCUCCCCUGCGGCCCACAUCUCCUGUCAGACCAGCACUCAUCCAGAAUGUGGGGUCCUUUCACACCUUGGGUUUCACAAUGAAGUGCAUCCAGCAGGGGCCACAUGAUGGCUUCUGAGGCAGAAGAUAAGGAAGACAGAGACUGGUGCCUCCAGCUGCCAUGUGGAUACCAAGAACGGGAUGGCAGACUCCACCCUGGCCUACUUCCAUCCUCUUCAGUCCACAGAUGUGAGCAGGCUCAAAGCACAGGCCAAAUGGCCGCCAACAGACCUAGAGGAAAGGCUGUCAGUGUCGACCUACUCUCUUGGAUUAGUUCAUUGUCCACAGUUUUGUGCCCUGGGAUGUCCCACUACCUGGGACUCCCUGGUGACAAGAGGCAGAAGAGCUCUGUCUCUGGUCCCUUUGGAUCUGGCACAUUGCAAGAAGUGUUUGGAGGAGUUCUGAACCAUCCUGUGGGCCAGGCGCUCAGCCAUCUGUUCCCUGGUCUCCAGCAUCAGUACUCACUGGCCCAGGCCAUGCAGCAGUGGUUGUAAGGGCUUUAGGCUGAAUACAUGGGGACAAAGGCAAGCAAUUCAGGAGCCAAGCGGGAGAUCAUGAGGGUAAAGUUAGGCUGUACUACUUAGGAUGGCAGUGAACAACCAUGUUCAAGAAGGGCAGGCCCUUAUGGUGCAUUUGGGUGGUGGCUUGUUCUGCUUUUAUACACAGAGAGGGGAGCUCAGGAUGCGUGAGCCUCCUGUUAGAGAAUGGAGCUGAUGCUUCUCUAGACACACUGUUCUAGCUCUCACCUGGCUAUAGGAACUAGGCUGCACCCUUAAAUCUGUAUUCCUAGGCCCCACCCUAUUACAGACCAGCCUGCCACCACGAGGCUACCUUGCAAGGGUCCCACAUCCAGACUGGCCACAUACACGAGCUGACUGCAUAUUGCACUGGCCACAGACAUGAGGAAGGAGGUGUGUUCAACAACUAGCCCGGCCCUUCCUUGAACUCUUUCCUCCUUCAGGAGCUGCUGGCAGGGAAACGAACUGUUCUUGGCUGCUCCAGAACAUUCUUCCAUAGCAGAAGGGUAAAAGACAGGGAUUCUUAGUCCAGAGUGUUCCUUCUUUAGAUCCUCAACUAAUUAAAGUUUGGGCCUGGCCCUUCCUAAGCUUCCUCAGUGGAAGAAGCACCCUUUGAGAGAAAUUUGCCAGGUAUGAACUUCUUUCUCUCAGGGGCAUGGCUCUGCCCUACUUCAAACCUGCUUCUACCAGGGGAGGAUAAAGUGAGCCCCAGAGCCAGGCACCAGCAGAGUAGAUGCUAAGAUCCCACAGCACACCUAGACAGGAGCCUGGCCAGCUGUCAGUGUGCAGCUGAUCCCUCUGCUCUGUUAGUCUACUUCAGCCCCGUUCCUCAUGACCCCGCACUCUCAGACGGGCCUAGCCCUCCCCUACCUUCCACACUAGUCCUGGGCUCUUCUGAAGGUCACUCUUUUCCCCUCUGGGCACGGGGUUGGGUCUGCUCUUGUCUCCAAGGUGUGUCUCGACAGCCUUGGUGUGGAGGAGCAGCAGCAGGUGAAGAACUGCCAGUGGAAGGGAUAGAGGCUGGACCUGAACUGUAGAGUCUUGGUGACUAGGUGGGCUGGGGGUGGUCUUCCUGAGCAGUGGAUUGCAGAAAGGGGAACUGGGCAGAGCCUGCUCUUGGAGGAGUGGAAGGCACAGUAGCUAGCUGACACUGGUGUCUCAUUUGUAGACCACGCACUCAGUAGUUCCAGCACAACACACAUAUCAACUGACAGCAGUGUCUCCCUGGGAACCAGCCUGGCCAGGGUGAACUUGAGCCCUGUGUUCUUCGGGUUCAGCUUGGAAGGAAGAAGUGGCAUUUCCUGGGAUAUGGAGGGAGCAGGUAGAAAGAGACUGGGUAUAUACCAUCCCUCCCCCCUCCACCAGGCUCUACCAGCCUCUUCCCAGGUAGAAGUGUCACCUGGAGCAGGGCAUGGGAUGCUGGCAUGGGACCUGAGCUUUCACGUCAUGAAUCACAUAUUCUCUCUUGACACAGUCUCGUCCAGCACGUGGGUGUGGAAUACUAGCUCCACCAACGAGAGGGAUAGGGUGUAAAGUGUGAACUAGGGAGACAGACUGAAGCCCACAGAAGCUGCAGGCUUCUGAUGGCCUCUGAGGGAGAGGGAGCUAAAUCCACACGGUUUUCACAGCCUCUGGGGGCGCAUCAGAUGGCCUCCAGUUAAAGAAGAGCCUUAGAUUCAGAGAGGAAUUUUCCUUGUGGAAAUAAAUGCACUUGGCAGCACCUUGUGGCAGGGAAGUGAU
Molecule: messenger RNA, 4697 nt
Organism: Onychomys torridus (southern grasshopper mouse)
Lineage: Eukaryota; Metazoa; Chordata; Mammalia; Rodentia; Cricetidae
Gene: Exoc7
Product: exocyst complex component 7
Exons: 19
Coding region: 269-2251 (660 amino acids)
Biological process (GO): exocytosis
Cellular component (GO): exocyst
Molecular function (GO): phosphatidylinositol-4,5-bisphosphate binding
Source: RefSeq, a predicted model, not a curated record